AGUCACGUGACGGGCGCUACGGGCGUUGGCUCCUCCCUCCCCAAGAUGGCGUCCCUGCUGCAGUCGGAGCGGGUUCUCUAUCUCGUCCAAGGAGAAAAGAAGGUUCGGGCCCCGCUCUCGCAGCUCUACUUCUGCCGCUACUGCAGCGAGCUGCGAUCGCUGGAAUGUGUGUCGCACGAGGUGGACUCACACUAUUGUCCCAGCUGCUUAGAAAACAUGCCAUCAGCUGAAGCCAAAUUAAAAAAGAAUAGAUGUGCCAACUGCUUUGACUGUCCUGGGUGCAUGCAUACUCUUUCCACACGGGCAACGAGCAUCUCCACACAGCUUCCAGAUGACCCAGCCAAAACCACCAUGAAGAAAGCCUACUACUUGGCCUGUGGAUUUUGUCGAUGGACAUCUAGAGAUGUGGGCAUGGCCGACAAAUCUGUAGCGAGUGGCGGUUGGCAAGAACCAGAAAAUCCUCACACACAGCGGAUGAAUAAGUUGAUUGAAUAUUACCAGCAGCUUGCUCAGAAGGAAAAGGUUGAACGAGAUCGCAAGAAACUGGCACGGCGUAGAAACUAUAUGCCUUUGGCUUUUUCGCAACACACUAUUCAUGUAGUGGACAAGUACAGUCUUGGAACCAGGCUUCAGCGACCAAGAGCUGGUGCAUCCAUUAGUACGCUCGCUGGACUUUCCCUCAGAGAAGGAGAAGACCAGAAAGAGGUGAAGAUUGAGCCAGCUCAGGCCGUCGCUGAAGUGGAACCUCUGCCUGAAGACUAUUACACACGACCAGUGAACCUAACGGAGGUGACCACCCUUCAGCAGCGCCUCCUGCAGCCUGAUUUGCAGCCAGUCUCUGCUUCCCAGCUCUACCCCCGACACAAGCACCUUCUGAUCAAACGGUCCCUGCGCUGUCGGAAAUGUGAACAUAACCUAAGCAAGCCAGAAUUUAAUCCAACAUCUAUCAAGUUCAAAAUCCAGUUGGUUGCUGUCAAUUAUAUUCCAGAAGUGAGAAUCAUGUCAAUCCCCAACCUUCGCUACAUGAAGGAGAGCCAGGUCCUCCUGACUCUUACAAAUCCAGUAGAGAACCUCACCCAUGUGACUCUGUUGGAGUGUGAAGAGGGGGACCCUGAUAAUAUCAACAGCACUGCUAAGGUGGUGGUGCCUCCCAAAGAGCUCAUUUUAGCUGGCAAGGAUGCCGCAGCAGAGUAUGACGAACUGGCAGAGCCCCAGGACUUUCAGGAUGACCCUGACAUUGUAGCUUUCAGAAAAGCCAACAAAGUAGGCAUCUUCAUCAAAGUCACCCCACAGCGUGAGGAAGGCGACGUGACCGUGUGCUUCAAGAUGAAACAUGAUUUCAAAAACCUCGCUGCCCCCAUCCGCCCUGCGGAAGAAAGUGACCAGGGCACAGAGGUCAUCUGGCUCACUCAGCAUGUGGAACUGAGCUUUGGCCCUCUUCUUCCUUAAAGUCACCUGGUGGGCAGAUGGCACCACAGCUGUGUCGCCUGCCACAGCUCCGUAACAGUAUGGAAGCUGCUGCUUCAUUAGACGUGUUUAUAAAGAUGUACCCAUCACUACUGAACCCUGUUGUAAGAGUGGAGGCCAGGCCAGCACUAGGAGCGAGCGCAGGGUAACUACUGUUCACUUGCUCUCUGUUGACACCAGUAAGUCUGUGUCUGCCUCCCGGAGCCCUGCACGUUGACUAACAGCCUGACUCCAUCCCAGUAAAUGGGUGGCUGUUCCUCAGAGGGGCAUUAGUUUUACCCCCUGAGAAAAGGGCCAUGUACCUGUCACAGUUUGACCGAAAGAACCUAGAAUGGUAAUCCAGAGCAGACCUGCGGUUCAUGCCCCAACACUGGUCUCCUGUUCAGGCUGCUGCCACAUGUCAUUAAGGAUAACUAGUAAUUACAAUGUUUCGUUUGCCAUAGCUCUCGCUUCACCAUUGGUUUCCAUUAGGCAGAGAAGUAGGAUUGUUACAGUGUCUUUAACUGUGGGAUGACAGGACAGGACAGGACUUGUUCGGGCACUACAUUUAUCUCUUGUAAAGGACUACAGAAUGCCUACCAGUUGCUGUUCAUUUCCUCAGUAAUACAUGGGACUUUAAGGAUUCGAGUUGCAAACAAUUACAUGUCAUGAAGUUCAAUUUGUUUUAAUACCAUAGUAUCCAAAGACUAAUGCCGCCACAGGGAGACAGCCUUUAUAGAUCUCACUCUCUGCCCUUCUCUACUCUGGUUUUGUUUGUUUUUUAUCUUUUUUUUUUCCAUUUAUUUUUUCACAUAGGUUCCUUCCAUGUAUUUCUGGCCUGGAACUUAUUAUGUAUACCAAGCUAGCCUUGAACUCACCUGCUAGGAUUAAAAACGCCACCACGCCCAACUCUCUGCUCUGUUCUAUAAUUUAAGGAAUUGUUCUAACAUUGGGGGGGGGCUUAAAAGAAAGCUGAGACAGUUGAAGUGGACAUACUCACUUCUGAGAUUCAGAGAACAUUUUUAAAAUUUAGAUUUUUAGCUUGAUACAAACUAAUGUUCUUUCUACUGAGUUGAAGGAGAAAUUAACUAUCAAUCUCUUAAAUCCAAAACUGGGUGUUAAGUAAAAGAACCUUUCCCUUCAUGGGUAUAAGACUUCUUUCUUGUGCUGUUAUCACUUUGAUUGGAAACCAUAGCAGCUCAGCAAGUAACCAGAAUGCUGGCCUAACUCCAGACUGCUGUUUUCCUCAAAUAUCAAUGUUCAGUUGCAAACCUUAAUUUCUGUAAUGUUUUCUAAAACGUGUUGACAGAGUAGACUAGCUGCACUACUUUUCCUUAAAGUAUUCCUAGCACAUGGCCAACAGACCUUGGAAGAAAAAGUUCCUGUUUACAAACCCUGUUUUGCUUUGGUUUUCAUUGUAUGUCUUUAGACAUUUUUAUUUUGGUUUGGUUUGAAGGGAUAAAGAAUCUGGACUACAGAUAGAAAAUAGUCUUUGUUAGUUCCCCUUAAAAGAGGAAACUAUUUAAAAAGCUAUUGAAAGGCACUAUGUUCUUUAAGAUCAAGCCAAUUUUAUGAAACAAUAUUCUCACAGAGUAAUAUAUUUAUUACAGUAUAAGAAAAAAUACUGAUCUCUAAUAUUAUGGGAACAGUAACUAAUGUUUAGCCUCAUAGGAGCUGCAGCAGGGAAUUGGAUAAUUACAAGUUUAAACUACAGAAAGAGUGAUUUUCCAUAACUUCACAAAGCCUCAAGUUAGAGUCUACUGUGAAACACUACUCAAUGUCUGCUGGGGGUUAGGGGAGAGGGGAUUGGGGGUCAAAGUGCAGAUAGCUUCAUAAGUCCACUUUGUGGAGACGGGAACAGUUGUCCUUCUGUAUAAUGUUAUCCAGUGAAACUGAUACUUAAUUCCUAGAAAAAUGUUGACAUAAUGGUUCUACUUUCACGUGAUAAACACAAAAACACUUUCAAAUAUACAAUUUCUGUAUAAGAAGUCAAGUUAACUUACAAAUAACUUAGCGCAAGUUGGUCUUGUGUUCUUAAAAAAGGUUCAACAUUGCCCUUAUUGUAUUAUUAGAUCAGGUGUGGGAAUUUUUAUUACUAUUCAGUGCACACCAGGACGCAAGAGUUGGGUGUCCUUAGCACUUGAAACUACAAUUUGGAAACUUAAGGCUAAGUUGCUUUGGGUUUGUGAAUUGACUUACACACCAAAAGUUUCUUUUGUUCUGAGUAUAUGUAUAAGCAUACUGCACUAAAUGCCAUUGCAUCUUUGUAAUAAGCAUCCUUCUUGGUCCCUUUUGGGAAGGAGAGGCACUCCUUGACUUGUGAAUAACAGGUUACUGUUUUGCCUUAUUGCUUAAUGUAGUGAAAUAAAGCAGACAAAAGCUUGA
Messenger RNA from Mesocricetus auratus (golden hamster), 3831 nucleotides. RefSeq names its product dynactin subunit 4 (gene Dctn4). The record is from RefSeq and is a predicted model, not a curated record. Lineage: Eukaryota; Metazoa; Chordata; Mammalia; Rodentia; Cricetidae. The transcript has 14 exons. The coding region runs from base 46 to 1449 and encodes 467 amino acids. Gene Ontology annotation, cellular component: dynactin complex.